This is a messenger RNA of Frankliniella occidentalis (western flower thrips), 4390 nucleotides long. RefSeq names its product discoidin domain-containing receptor 2-like. Gene Ontology annotation, molecular function: collagen binding; ATP binding; protein tyrosine kinase collagen receptor activity. Gene Ontology annotation, biological process: cell surface receptor protein tyrosine kinase signaling pathway; multicellular organism development; protein phosphorylation. The coding region runs from base 1 to 2214 and encodes 737 amino acids. The record is from RefSeq and is a predicted model, not a curated record. The transcript has 8 exons. NCBI's taxonomy places the organism in Eukaryota, Metazoa, Arthropoda, Insecta, Thysanoptera, Thripidae. Gene Ontology annotation, cellular component: signaling receptor complex.
AUGGACCCUGAAAAGGGGGCGCAGAAGGGAUGUGCGGGCGGACGGACUCUUUUGUUCCUCUUCUUGUCGUUGUAUGCGAUCUCGUGCCGUACUGACGUGAGCGUUUGUCUCUCUCUUGUGUCCGCAGGUCUGGGCUGGGUCGGCUGGAAGAACGAGUCCCGUGACGGACAGCCCAUCGAGAUCAAGUUUGAAUUCGACAAGGUGCGAGAGUUCAAGGCGGUGCACAUCUUCUGCAACAACCAGUUCAUGAAAGACGUUCAGGUGUUCUCCGAGGCGCAGGUGUUCUUCAGCGUGGGCGGGCGCCACUUCAACGGCCAGCCCAUCACGUACACGACCAUGGAGGACCGCAUCUUCGAGAGCUCGCGCAACGUGUCCAUCAAGCUGCACCACCGGGUGGGCCGCUUCGUCAAGCUGCGGCUCCACUUUGCCGCCAAGUGGAUGCUCAUCUCGGAGAUUUCGUUCGACUCAUCGGUGGCGCACGGCAACUUCACGCCCGAGCCGGCCGAGACGGGCGACAGCACGGACCAGCAGCGGGACGUUUACGUCGAGAAAGAUGCCAAGGACCGGCCGCACACCAAGACGCCCGUGGCCUCGGCCGAGGACGAGGACUCGACGUACAUGGCCGUCAUCAUGGGCGUGCUCAUCGCCGUCAUCCUGCUGCUGGCGGCCGUCAUCUUCGUGAUCGUGUCGCGGCACCGCAAGCGCAAGUGCUUCGCCUCGCCGCUCAACUCCAAGAGCGCCCUGCCGACGUCGCACGCCGCGCUCUCCGCCUCGGAGAAGGCCGUCGGUGCCGGCGCCGGCGGCUCGUCGACGGGCUGCGGGACGCUGAGCGGCGCCUACGGCGUGCGCGAGGUCGGCGCCGGCGGCCUCGUCGACGGCUACGGCCACGUGCACGGCGCGCCGCCGCCGCCCGGCGGCCUCGGCGGCGACAUGGACCACCUGCUCGAGGGCAAGCUCGACGACUACCAGGAGCCGUACCAGGCGCUCAAGUACGCACCGUACUACUCGUACAGCACCGUGGUGAUGGAGCUGGGCGACCAGCUCACCAGCAAGUCGGCCUCCACCCCGUCCGACACCACGUACGACUACGCCGUGCCCGAGUCGGGCGGCGGCAUCCCGCUGCUCAGCCCCGAGGCCGCGCUGCCGCUGCCGUCGUCGCGGGCCUCGGACAAGGGCAGUCUCUUCUCCAAGAGCUCGUCCUGCAACGGGUCGCGGUCGGACGACGCCAAGAGCAGAACGUCACCUGCCCACCACCAACAGGACGUCCUGCGGUCCCUGAAGCGCCGCCUGCAGACUGCCGUGCCCGAGUUCCCCAGGCACAGGCUCAGGAUGCUGGCCAGGCUCGGGGAGGGGGCGUUCGGCACGUUGUACGUCGCCGAGGCCGACGGCAUCCCCGAGUACGGGACAACCACGUCUCUUGGCAAGCGGCUGGUCGCUGUCAAGUUCCUGAAUCAGGGCGCCGGCGAGAAGGAAAAGGCCGACUUCCACAAGGACGUGCGGCUGCUCUCGGCCCUGGAGGACCCGCGGCUGGCGCGCGUGCUCGGCAUGUGCUCGCGCGGCGAGCCGCUGUGCGUGGCGCUCGAGUACCUGCCGCACGGCGACCUGCACCGCUUCCUGCGCGAGCGCGCCCCCCUGGACCAGCUCGACGAGCACGCCGUCGACUUCAACACGCUCCUCUACAUGGCGUCGCAGAUCGCGUCCGGCAUGCGCUACCUGGAGACGCUCAACUUCGUCCACCGCGACCUGGCGGCGAGGAACUGCCUAGUCGGCGAUAAUUACGAGAUCAAGAUCUCGGACUUCGGCACCGACAACGAGCUGUACUCGGCCGACUACUACACGUUCGGCGAAAACGUGGCCCUGCCCGUGCGGUGGAUGGCGUGGGAGUCGGUGUUCCUCGGCAAGUUCACGACCAAGAGCGACGUGUGGGCGUUCGCCGUCACGCUGUGGGAGAUGCUGCACCUGUGCACCUGCGCGCCGUACCCGGACCUCGACAACGCGGGCGUCGUCGACAACCUGGCGCACCUGCGGCCGGGCGAGGACGCGCUGCGCUUCGAGCCGCUGCCGCCGCUGCCGCAGCUGCCCGCGGCGGCGCGCGACGUCUACGACCUCAUGUGCGAGUGCUGGCGGCGCGCCGAGGCCGAGCGGCCCAGCUUCAGGGAGAUCCACCUCUUCCUGCAGCGCAAGAACCUCGGCUACGCGCCCGUGCUCACGUGACAGCCGCCCCGCCUCGCCACGGUGCGCCACUCGCGCUCCUCGUCGUCGUGCUCGGCGCGCUUCCUCGUGUCGCGCUACCAGAUCCACGACAAGUCGAGCUUCCUGUCGAGCCUGCGCGGCAAGGGCGGCGGCGGGCGUCCGCCCCCCGCGGACUGCUAGUAGCGGCAGCGGCCCCCGUGGCGGCGUGGCCUGGCCGGCCGAACCAAAGAACUGACAAUCAGAAGGGUGGUGGGUGACCGGCCCGCGCGGCCACCGCGGCCACCACGCGCCGCGGACAGCUCGCCUGCCCCAGCGGUGCGUGGUGGCCCCGGUGAUCGGCGGGCGUAUCUACUUAAUGUUUAAGUGUGGAAGGAUGAGCUAGUGGUGUCGUGACUAAAACGCCUAGACUGAGGCUAGUGACAGCAGCAGCAGCUGUACCCUGUACCCACCGUGACUGUAUCAUAUCCGUGAGCCAGCCAGGUAUUAUCUGAAAACUGCACGACUGAUGACCUUUGCUGUGUCAAGUUGCAGCUUUUAAAUACAUGCGGCUCACAAUAGCUUUGUAUUUUAAAAAUUGUUGAUUUUUUUCAUGUAUAAAUGUAUAUGUAUAAUAAUGUAAGUAAAGUGAUCUUUAGUCAGAGGUAAGAGCUGAUUUCUUAAAGGCAGUUUAAGUUUGUCAAAACUGCGGACAUAGUUAGUAGUUCUGUUGGCUAUCCAAGUGUACAUAAUUGUUAUCCCCUCUUUCUACUAUUGGCCUUUUACCUGACUUGACUUUCAGACUGCUAACUGCUAGCUAUCCUAUCUUCUAGCACCUACAGAUUUUUAUUAAAGUUAAUGUUUCCAUUUUACCUCUGAAAACUUCAGAAAAUUGUGCAUUCUGUGCAUUGGACAAAUGAAAGAUAAAAGCCUGCACUUUCGGUAACUUUGUUGGGACCAUUUCAUUAAACAGAAGUUGAGGCAUUUUCUGAUCAUGAUCAGACUGAUUUCAUUUUGAGAUUUUUCUUUGUUUUUGUUUUAGAUUCUGAUGGUGCUACAUGAGAUAAAAAUGUAGAUACUUGGUCUUGUAAGCGCCCUCACCCUAUAUCCCGGCUAGUACGACAGAAACUUUAACUUCACGGCUCAAACGCCCUUUUUGUAUGUAUUGUACUGUAACAUUCUUGUGUUUAUUGGUCAUUUAAUUUGUUCAGAACUAUUGUCUUUUUAAUGAAGGAGCUCUUUAAAGUAGCUUGUGAUAUUUUUAUAGUAAGUCUUAUAUUUAUGUUUAUUUAUCACAUGGUUUCCAUGAGCCUAUGAAAAUGUUUGUACAUUUAUUCACCAAGGUUAAGUUAGUAAGCAAAAGCGUGAGCAGGGCAUUUUGUCAAUGAACAUUGAGAUAUUCCUCAUAAAAUUUAUUCAGUGUACAAGUUGUAUAAGGCACCUAGCUCUUAACCUAGUCACUUAGUAUAAUGUGAAAAGACCUUACGCUGUGAUUAAAUUUAUUCUUUUUUUUUAAUGCAAAGGACACAUGUAAAUGAGAAACUUAAUAGCAUGAAUGUCACAAAAUAAAAGUUUUUUAUGUGUAGGUGUUAACAUUGUGUUCAACUAGUUAGAUCAAUAGGACCUUGUUGCUUCAUUCAUGUUCACAGACACAUUUGCAUUUCUGCACCAAGAACAUAAAAGUAAAUGAUGGUAGGAAAACCCUCCCAAUUCAUGAUUUUGAAUAACACCUUUUGGCACUUUUGCAUCUCCAAUAUUGUUUACUUGUGAAACUUCGUAUCAAAGGAAUUCGUAUUAUUUAUACUAAGCUACAAUCAAAGUGUUAAAACACAAAAUACACAAGACCACUGCCUGUAAAAGACUUCAACUAUUUAUCUUUCAAUUUGAAUUGCUAUCUAAAAUGUAUAACUGUCAUGUGUCCUGUUACUUAUGAAUGGUGCAGAAUUGGUGUCUGCUGCUGUCAAGUUAAUAAAUGACUGGUGAAUGUUAUAGUUCAGUGCAAAAACUACUUCUCUGAAAUUAAAAUGUUAAUGCAGUUUUCCAUACCCUGCUAUUGGAUUGCACAAUCAAGCGCAUAUCAUUGGGUAUCAUAGUUUGGGCCAAGUGUUCAUCUCUUACACUCGCCCAUGUGAUGUGUCUAUAUAAAAAUUUGUAGGAAGGCAAUGCGAUUGCAUGUAUUUAAUAAGUCUUUGGAAAAUAAAGAGCUCUAGACAACAUAAAA